AUGGCUGCGCCAUGGGCGACAUGGGCGAUAUGGGCCCUGGGCGUUUUUCUGUGCGUGGAAGGUCAGCCCAAGACGUUGCCUUUUCAGGUGAGAGGGAUGGUGCACGAAGAGUACGAUCUUUUCAAUCAGGGCUCGGCGGUGAGAUACUUUGAGGACUGGCUUGGGGGGUGGAAGACCGGGCUUGACUUGUUCUACGCCGAGAGCGCUUCCGGCGGCGAAAAGAAGCCCUCGCUGAACGAGACGCAGAUGGAGGAGGUGCAGCUGCUGCGACGCACGGUCGAAAUGGGCGGACACCAGGCCUAUGCGCAUCCAGUGUUGGCCCUGGCCGGAGCGCAGGCACCCGACUUCAGGGCGGGUUACGAGGCGAAGCCUCCCUUUUUCGAAGUACCCCUCCUGGUAUACCUCGUGGUGUUCCGGAGGGUUCCGGUGAAGAUACCUGCUGAGGCUCCGGAGGGUUCUGUGCGCUUCCGGAGGGUUCCGGUGCAGAUACCUUGUGAGGUUCCGGAAGGUUCUGGUGCAGUCCUCUACAUGUUCGCCUGGUUCCGCAGCAGCGGCGAGAUCUUGCGCGAAAACAUCGUGUCUUCCGCGGAGCUCUUCGAGCAGAGCAUCCAGGUGAGCGACUGCCAACCGGAGAACGAGUGCCGCGGCGUAGACGGGGAUGGGGCCUCCCAAGGUGUGGCUGCUGAUGUGUGGAAGAGCCCUGCGCAUAUCAAUUUCAAUAGCAUCAUCUUCGCCGGCAAGCCCUCCUUCCCCGUGUGGGACACCAACGCCUUGCCACUGGGACGCUGGUUGGAGCAGAUGCACCCCAUCUUCAAAGCCGAGUUGGAGGCGAUCCUCAAUGCACCUGGUGACCUGUUCGGCCAACUGAUGCAACUGGACCCCUCGCGGGAACACCUGGCAACGCCUGGAGGAUGGGACACCUUGAGGAUCGUGCGAUAUCACCACUGGUACGAGAUCUUCUGCCAGCUGGCGCCGCAAACCUGUGAACUCAUCAAGACGCGGCCGGAGAUCAAUGAGUGCAAGUUCAUGAAUGUGAACUAUGUGCGCCUGAACCCCGGCACUCACCUGAAACCGCACUUCGGCAACGGGCCUCGCUUGUCGGCGCACCUGUCGGUGAAAGCCCCAGAGCCCAUGAGGGCUGGACUUACAGUGGCCGAUCAGAAACGGCUGUGGGUGGAGGGCGAGGCGAUCUUGUUCGAUGACACCUAUCCCCACAUGGUGAGUCAUUGGGGCGAGCAACCGCGCUAUGUGAUCCUGGUCUGGUUCUGCCACCCUUGUGAUGGCGGGAAUGCGCACAACCAGACCUGUCCGGACAGCUAG
Molecule: messenger RNA, 1320 nt
Organism: Cladocopium goreaui
Lineage: Eukaryota; Dinophyceae; Suessiales; Symbiodiniaceae
Source: the annotation of a GenBank genome assembly